AUGAAUGCUCUAUUCAAGGGUAUGACUGCCAUAAUGUUUUGGUUUUAUAUUGUUAUAUCACUUUCAUUAGUAAACGGUAUUACCUUAUCAAAUAAGUAUGGUAUUCCUGAUUCCCUAAGGAUAUUGUCGGCAUUGAAACAUGUACUACGAUUCGAUGACUCCAAAUUGAGUAUAUUUAAUGAAUUAUACCCAUUCGUGACAGGUUUGGACUCUCUAGAUCUAGUUGAUGAUGCAUUUGCCUUGGGAUUAGAGAUCGAUGAAUUGCCUACAAAUAUAGCGAUUUCAAAGUUACUAAGCAUAAUGUAUAAGAAAAAUGAUUUAGCUAAUAUGUUCGAAAUGUAUUACAAUUUGUAUCCUAUGGGCAUCACAACAGAAUCCUCGACAUCUUCGUUAACAACAAACUUAGAUGGUUCCAGUUAUUUCAUGUUAAACGGUAAAAGUUAUAAUAAGCCUGAUGAUGUCUUCUAUCUAAAAUCAAAGGAAUUAACCAAACAAGCAAAUAUUCCUGAUAAGUAUAUGGUUGUAUCUCCCUCUGAAUUAGUUAUAGGUACCAAGAAGGAUGCUCCCUUAAUAAUUUUCUAUGGUUGUCCAGCUGAUGACCAGUUUGAGGAUUUCCAUAGAAAUCUAUAUGCUGAAGCAGUUCAAGGUGAUGGGAAAUUUAGAUUUCUUUGGAGAGCUACUUGUAAAUUGAAUACUCCAGCAAAAUUAAAUAAUGAGUUCCCAUUAUCUUUAUCCCUAACAGAUAACUCAGAUUUAUCACUCCUAUUAACCAAUCCCCAUUUCCCAUUGGAUACACCUAACGAUUUCAUUACCCCUGGUGGUAAAUUAUUACAUCUAUCCAAGAAAGAUUUGGAAAAAUUAGAUUUAAAAGUCACUUCAUUAAUUGCAAAUCAUUAUUAUAAUACUAAGAAUGUAUCCGAUGUAUUGUCAUAUGCUAGUUCAAUCAUAAAUAAUUUCCCAUUGUAUGUGUCACAACUUGUAGAAAUGGAUUUGCAUCCCAAAGAAGAAGAAAAAAUACUCUCAUAUAACAAAAUUCUGGCUAAGAGAGGUAUUGACUACAAUCUCUUGGGACUGUUUCUAAAUGGUCAGCAUUUAAAACUUUCUACUCUGAAUGAAUACACUCUGCUGAAUAUGAUUGAUAAGGAAUAUAAUAGUCUACAAAAAUUAUCACAAGUAGUAGAAUCUAUUGAUUCAAAAUACCCAAUGAAGAAUUCUAGAGCUCUUCUAAAUGAGUUUUCAACCAUCUCGUUACCUCAUUUACAAGCAUCACAACCUAUCAAAAUUGAUUUGCAUAGAAUACCUGGGUUUUCAGAUACAGUAAUAUAUUUUAAUGAUAUUUCUAGUGAUAAGCAAUAUAGUGAAUUGAGUGAAGAUGUCUCAGUCUUCUUUGAGAAGUCAACAUUUGGUGAGUUGCCUGAAUAUAAACAGAAUUGGAAUGAAGUUAUAUUUGUGAUUGAUUUUAAUAAACUUGACGAUCCUAAUAAUAAAGCUGCACUUGCAGGACUAAAUCGUGCACUUACAAUUGUAGAUCAAGGCUACCCUCAGAGAAUUGGUUUGUUGCCAUUCAAUUCUGAAAAUAAUUUCAGAGCAACCUCGAUGAAUACACAGGAGGAUGAAAGUGAAACUGCCAAAAUUAUCAAUAAGAUCUAUGAUUUGAAAAGAUACGAUAUUGAGGAGUUAUCAAAAUUCUUGGAAAUGUUACAAGAAAAAGGAACAAAUUUGAAGUUCAAGGAUCCUACCUUGGCUUCUGUUAUGAAAAUGCCUAAUUAUGCCAAGCAAGUUCGUGACUUACAAAUAUAUGAAACAAGUUUAAUUGUUAAUGGUGAGGUAUAUCCUUUUAGAAGAAAUACGUGGAAUUAUUUAAUAUCCAAUGUUGUGAAAAAGGAUGCAGAUUUUAUUAGACAACAAUUAAAUGCUCAAUCGUCAAGACAAGAUAAGAGCAGUUCUGGGUUUGUUGAUGUGAGAGGUAUUCUACACCUCAAGUCUGCAAGUAGCAGGCACCUGAAAUAUAUGCCAGAAUAUUAUGCGGAUGCGUUAUAUUCCUCUGAAGUUUUAGAGGCGUUAUCAGAGAUUGAACAAGAUAGAGUAAUUACAUAUACUUUUGACCAUAAUUACAACGUAUUGCACACCAUAACAGUUGUUGAUGAUUUUGAUUUAAAUGACACUAUUCGCAGAGUAUAUAAUCUGCUAAAAACAAAGUUUAAAGGGGUAAGAGUUAGAUUAAUCCAUACAGGUGAUAUUAAAUCUGCCCAAUGGAAAAAUCUUAAAAAAUUAGAUUCAAGAGAACAUGUCUUGAAACUACUGAAAAAGAUAGCAAUGACUAAAACAGAUAAGAAGUCUUCGCACUCUGAAUCAAAAAUUUUGCGUAAUAUCGAUUCUAAUACUUUAAAAAGAUGGCUACCACAAAUUCCGACCUUAUACCUUGAAAGACAGUCCUUUUUUGUUCUUAACGGUAGGUUUAUUCAAUUUGAAGAGGGCGAAAUUAUAUCUAAAAGGGAAUUCGAUGAUCUAAUACAAAAGGAGGCUGUGAGAACUCUUGAUUCCAUUGCAUCCUUAGAAAAGGUAUUUCCAUCUUUUUCAAAUUCACCAAUAAGUUCCGACGCUGUAGAAAUUAUAUCAUCUAUUUUAACCAAAAUGUACUACCAUUCCAAACAGCUUGGUGACUAUGGGAUUGAGUAUACUACGGAGACAAUCCUACCUCGAAUGGACCUAGCACAUUUCUUCAAGGAAAACGAUUUCACUAUAUUUGGUAGUCCUUAUAGUAACACCGAUGUUAUUGAACUUUUACUAGUAGUUGAUCCGUUAGAGGAAAGGUCCCAGAAAUUAAUUAAUUUGUUGUCUAGGUUCGAACAUUUUAACUUUGUUAGAAUAAAGAUUGUAUUAUUCCCAACCGAAAAGUUGACAAUCACUCCUAUCGAAAGAGUGUACAUUACUGAUCCUGUCGACCAUGAAUUAAUUGAUGAUAAAAUAUCGAAAUUGUUCGAUGUUGAUGUAGAUGCUCCUAGAAUUUUCACCCUGACAGAAACAAACGAUAUCCAGGAUAUAUUACUGGAUAUUCACGUAUUUGGUGAAAAGGAUUCAAUUUCAGAGGGUACCGUCGACGGCGUUGGCGGAGUAUCUUUGGAACUUGUUAGCUCGAGUGGUGAUGUUAUUGACCACACAAUAACAAUGCAAACAUUUGGUUACGGUCAAUUCCAUUUGGCAAACUUAGGAAAAAACUUUACUGUUAGGAUAGGUCAUGAUAGCACUGAUUAUGAAAUCAUUGGUAUAUCGUCAUACGGUUCCUCUGAUUUUAAGACCACACCAACCUUUAAUGUUUUAGAUUUUUCGCCACACAAGUUAUUUGUUAAAGUCAGAAAAUUGAGUGAAACAACUACAGAUACUGAUAAUGAAAGUAGCAUCAACAUUUUCACAGUGUUGAUGAAUAAUGGUGAAGAAGAACCAUUCAAAAAAAUGAUUUUAGGUAUACUAUCUAGAAUUGAUUAUUCAAAGACCGAGAAAAAAACCACAUUUUGGGUUCUUGAUUCUCCUUUCCUUUCUAGAUCAUUCAAAGAUUUUAUUGCAAAUUUUAACGAAAAUAGUUCUGAAUUGGGUGCUCAUAUUAACUUACUAAAAUACGAAUGGCCUAAUUGGUUAAGACCACAGAGAUUCCGUAAUAGAAAAAUAGCAGUGUCAAAGUUGCUAUUUGUUGAUGUUUUAUUUCCGAAAAAUAUUGAUCAUGUUGUCUACAUGUCACCUACUACGCCUCUCUUGGACCCUGUUAAACUUUUGGAAGAAACUAAAAAUAGUAGGGCAUCGUUUAGCUUAUUCAAAAUGAAAGGAGGUGGUUAUUGGAAUGAAGGCUAUUGGAAAAAAAUGCUAGAGGAUAAUGGACUUUCGUUUUACUCUGUCGAACCAGGAUUUAUAAUUAAUUUGAACCGUGUCAGAGAAUUACAUGCGGGUGAUAAGCUCAGACUCCAUUAUCAAAGACUCUCGACUGACAUAAAUUCACUGUUGAAUAUAGACCAAGAUUUGAUAAAUAAUUUGCAAAUUGAAGUUCCUUUAGGAAUGCUGAAGACAAAAGCGGAAAUUAAUUUACAGGAACAUGAUAAAUAUAUAAUAGAUUGGCUACCAAAGCUCGAAAAAUCAAGAGAAGAAUUGAAUACUAAGCAUUCUGUUAUUUUCCAAGAAGAAGCAUAUGAUAUCGCUAUGGAGGAUGAUCAACUAAUAGAACAUGACGAGUUGUGA
This is a messenger RNA of Maudiozyma saulgeensis, 4227 nucleotides long. Lineage: Eukaryota; Fungi; Ascomycota; Saccharomycetes; Saccharomycetales; Saccharomycetaceae. The record is from the annotation of a GenBank genome assembly.